CCAAACAGUUCUCUAUGCAGCCAUUUAAGGCCGCUCGCCCCCAUGUGAGGUGCAGCGCCACGGCGACGACUACCACGACAACUGCUCCCGGAAAGGUGGCGGACCUGAAGCUGUGGAAGCCCAUUAAUCUCACGAAGAACAAUCUUGUUGGAGCGCAGGGUGGCGAGACCACCCGCAACAUCGACGGCGUUGUCUACUAUGUUUCAUAUGACACCACGAAAGACGACAUUGUGGUUGUCGACCGCAAGCUUGGCGUGCGCUUCCCCGCGGCCAUUGACGACCAGAACCGUGUUCGGAUCGACACCUCCAACCCGAUGCCACACGCCGUUGCGGGCUUCAGUGUUGAGACCUACCAGCCCAUAUUGCGAGCUAAUGCACCCAGUGCCGAAACCAUCAACGGCCGUGUAGCCAUGGUUGGCUUUCUUGGCAUCGCCGCCGUGGAGGUGCUUUCUGGUCAGUCGGCUCUGCAGCAGCUGACCUCGUCAACGGGCGCUGCCGCAGCGGUGGCUACGGGGCUGCUAACGCUGGCCGCCUCUAUUGCUCCGGCGGUGGCGGGCCGUGUGCCGGCGGCUAAGGUGGUGGCGAACGAGAACGACAGCUUUCCCGACGGCCCGCUGCCGUACACGUGGAACGCGCUGGCGGAGAAGCUGAAUGGUCGAGUGGCGAUGGUGGGCACGUUGGGCCUGAUCCUGGUGGAGCAGUUUGCGCGCGGCGGCGCGGCACUGCUUUGAAUAGUGAGGACCUAGCGCAGGAGGGCGU
Molecule: messenger RNA, 759 nt
Organism: Volvox carteri f. nagariensis
Lineage: Eukaryota; Viridiplantae; Chlorophyta; Chlorophyceae; Chlamydomonadales; Volvocaceae
Exons: 4
Coding region: 15-731 (238 amino acids)
Source: RefSeq, a predicted model, not a curated record